This is a messenger RNA of Rotaria sp. Silwood1, 270 nucleotides long. NCBI's taxonomy places the organism in Eukaryota, Metazoa, Rotifera, Eurotatoria, Philodinida, Philodinidae. The record is from the annotation of a GenBank genome assembly.
AUGAAUCAAAAUCGAAUAACGAUAAACAAUGUUGAUGAAAAUGUUGGACCAAAUGGUGAAACACGACAAGAACAACGUAUACAAUAUCGAUUAGAUAAUAUUCAUGCCGGAUAUUUAGCAGUUAUUGCUUACAAUCAGUUUUGGUAUAAUGAAUAUAUUAAUAAUCAAGCUGAACAACUUAAUCAACAAUCUCUAAUGCUUCACAAUGAACAAAUCGAUGCUGUUCGUUGUAUUAUCAAUAAAAUAUUAGAUCGAGUUGAAAAUAUAUAA